Tripterygium wilfordii is the source of this 948-nucleotide messenger RNA. RefSeq names its product heavy metal-associated isoprenylated plant protein 24-like. Gene Ontology annotation, molecular function: metal ion binding. The record is from RefSeq and is a predicted model, not a curated record. Lineage: Eukaryota; Viridiplantae; Streptophyta; Magnoliopsida; Celastrales; Celastraceae. Bases 388 to 840 code for a protein of 150 amino acids. The transcript has 2 exons.
CAGAAGUGUAAGAGAAAGAAACCUUAAUUGUAACCUUUUUCAUUUUAUGCUUUUGUUAUCUUCAUAACUUCAAACAAUCCAUCAAUUGUUUUGAUAAGAUUCCAAGACAACCCACUUUUUUGUGAAUUCUCCCCACAUUCUCUCUAUCUCUCUUUAUUCUCUUCAAUUGUGUCUUGUGUUGUGAUCACUCUUCCUCCUGCAUAUAUAUAGUUGCAUUUCCUUCCUAGCCAUUGUGAACCAGAAGAACCCACUGUCAACUUUUAGUCCUUGUAUAUUCUUAGUGUGCUUGUGUUUUAGCUAGAAAGUAGGAUUAUAUUGUUGUCUCUUCGAGCUCUCUUGUCUACUGAUAUAUAUUUUGGAGUGCGAAGAGAAAGGAACAGAAAAAAAAUGGGAAUUGAAGGAACAGUGGAAUACUUCUCUAACUUAGCAAGAUACCUUACGAAAAGAAAGAAAAAGAAGCAAAUUCAUACUGUAGCCCUCAAAGUCAGGAUGGACUGCGAAGGCUGUGCUCGCAAGGUCAAACAUGUCCUCUCCCGAGUCAAAGGAGCGAGGUCAGUGGAAAUAGACCUGAAGCAGAUGAAGGCGACUGUGACGGGGUACGUGGAUGCAAAGAAAGUGUUGGCAGCAGCGAAGACGACGAAGAAGAAGGUGGAGCCGUGGCCUUACGUGCCGUACGGACUGGAGGCGCAUCCAUACGUUUCACAGGCAUAUGACAAAAAGGCACCACCUAAUAUGGUGAGGAGUGUUCCGGUGAGCGCCACCAUCACCGAGAGUAUUCUCGACGAGAAUUACUCCUCUAUGUUCAGUGAAGAUAACCCACAUGCAUGCACUAUUAUGUAAAUUAUUAAAUAAUCGUAUUGAAAAGAAUGUAGCAAGUGUUUUUGUGUUUUAAUUAAUUAUAAUGUUGAUAUAUUCUAUAUUUCUCUCUUUCUAUUUUAUUUUAUUUGA